AAAAAAAAAUCAAAGUUUUCUGUUGAUGAUCGUGCAGUGAUGCGUAUUCUCACAAUGGAGUUUAAAAAUUACGUUUAUUUAUCAAUAAUACUGUGCAUAUCAACAUGUGCAUCAGGACAAAGAACACCGACCAUAUCGCAUAUCACACAGGAGCAGAUCAGAGAUAUUGGAGGUCAAGUUGACUUGGACUGCUCUGUGCACUACGCUCAGGACUUCCCUGUGAUAUGGGUAAAAUACGAUCGUUUCAAGACAGUGGAGUCCAUCCCGCUGUCCACGAACGCUGGUCUCAUCAUCAAGGACUCCCGCUUCUCGCUCAGAUACGAUGACGCUACUGCUACAUUCACACUCUCGAUUAAAGACAUCCAAGAAAAUGAUGCAGGUUGGUAUCAAUGCCAAGUGCUGAUGUCAAUCAGUAACAAGAUCACAGCGGAAGUGGAACUCCAAGUCAGACGCCCACCUAUCAUCUCCGACAACUCCACCCGGUCACUGGUCGCCAGCGAAGGAGAGAGCGUGCAGAUGGAGUGCUACGCUGGUGGAUUCCCGCCCCCGAAGAUCUCUUGGCGUCGUGAGAACAAUGCCAUCCUUCCUACUGGUGGCUCCAUCUACCGAGGCAACAUUCUAAAAAUAGCAGCUGUACACAAGGAAGACCGUGGUACGUACUACUGCGUGGCUGAGAACGGAGUCGGUAAGGGAGCGAGGAGAAAUAUCAACUUGGAGGUCGAGUUCGCUCCUGUCGUCACCGUCCCUAGACCGAGAUUGGCUCAGGCUCUCCAAUACGACAUGGACCUGGAAUGCCACGUGGAAGCCUACCCUCCACCUGCUAUUACAUGGCUAAAGGAUGAAGUGCAACUCUCCAAUAACCAGCAUUACAGAAUCUCUCAUUUCGCGACAGCGGACGAGUUCACUGACACUACAAUCAGAGUGAUCACCAUAGAAAAACGCCAGUACGGUAUGUUCAAGUGCAAGGCACAGAACAAACUAGGAACCGAUGAGGGACAAGUCGAAUUAGUCGAGUCUAUAAUCCCGGUGUGUCCGCCGGCGUGUGGCACGGCUCGGUACGGCGGCGCGGCCAGUCUAUCGCCGUCUCUUUCUACCAUACUCUCCAUUAUCGGAGUAUAUGCUGUAUAUGCGGGAAGACGAAUCGCCAAUGCCAGAUAUUAACUACCCGGGGCUCCGACCGGACCCGUUGGUUUACGGAUCAGGUACAAAAAUCAACAAGCAACAUAUCCUCUAUCUUUACACAUAUCUAUUUGUUUUAUGCAAUUAUUAUUGACUUGUAAAAUCUGAAAAAGUUGUCAAAAAUUAAAGGUCAUCUUUGUUUGAGCCUAUUAUGGUAUAGACACUAAUCCAAUCGAACUGUAUAGUAAUAUACCGCGGUUUUGUUCGCGUUGUCAGAAGAAAAAGUGGCAUAUUAUAUUAAUACAUGAACUCUGGAAGAAUCUAAAAAGAUAUUUGGAUUAAAAUCGAGAAAAGAUGAGAUAAUUCAUGAUUGGGUACUUGCCGACUAGUCGAAUUCAAUACUUUUUUCGAACUGUCAAAAACGACAGUUUUCUAUGAAUUUUGUACGAGAUUGUGUAUUGUGACGU
Spodoptera litura is the source of this 1586-nucleotide messenger RNA. It is a transcript of the gene Lac, whose product is annotated as septate junction protein lachesin. Lineage: Eukaryota; Metazoa; Arthropoda; Insecta; Lepidoptera; Noctuidae. The record is from RefSeq and is a predicted model, not a curated record. Gene Ontology annotation, cellular component: neuron projection.